This is a messenger RNA of Pyricularia pennisetigena, 4905 nucleotides long. RefSeq lists its product as uncharacterized. Gene Ontology annotation, biological process: phosphorelay signal transduction system; phosphorylation. Gene Ontology annotation, molecular function: phosphorelay sensor kinase activity. Bases 1 to 4905 code for a protein of 1634 amino acids. NCBI's taxonomy places the organism in Eukaryota, Fungi, Ascomycota, Sordariomycetes, Magnaporthales, Pyriculariaceae. The transcript is spliced from 2 exons. The record is from RefSeq and is a predicted model, not a curated record.
AUGACGUUCCCAGGCGCGGCCUCGUCGAGCCAAUCUUCUAACCUCGACAGAUUUCAGUCUGUACCGCACACUUCCCUGCCUCCGGAGAAUUCCCACCGAGAUCCGUCCUCACAAGCUCUCCCCCCUUCCGAACCGCCGCGGCCCUCGGACUCAGCUCCGAGUGCGCCACCCGCCGCUCCGGGAUCCCUCGACCGGUCUUCUCUCGACAACGUAACCCCGCGCCUAUACCGCGAGCGAAACCCCGAGUCGAUCCGGAAUGGUGGAACUUACUCUUCGGUGAUUGCGGAACAGCGCUACGGGAAGGGCGCCGGGAAGCAGUCAUCCAUACUCCCUGUCUUACAGGCCAAGUCCGACUCGAACUCCUCGCAAAGGAAGCGGCAGCAGCAGGGCACUGGAGACGGUUCCGCGCAAACUGCUGACAGUCGUGGUCUGGGGCCAGCUGCCGACGUUAGCGACGGUCGUCCUUCUGGCUCCCGCUGGAAGAAGCCGCGCCUUGAUUCCCCCCGCAGCAUCGACCUCAGCUCGCUCGUCUCGCCGAAGCUAUACACGACCAUUGAAGAUCCUACGUCUCCAAUAUUCUUCUCCUCCACUAGCUCACGGGCCAGCAUGACGCGGCCUCACCCAAAUUAUGGAACGGCUGAGGCCACGGCGAAUAUGAUAGACCGCAUGCGGCAGCCCGAUUCAGUCACAACACAUCAGCUCGCGAGGGGCAGCAUAGACUCCAACAGUCCCGCGAGAUCCGUUAGUACCCAUUCGAGUUGGCCAUUUGAAGGGAGGGGCUCAUCCAAAAGCCCUGGCUCAGUACCCGCACACCUGCAACCGCUUCAGUCUAUUGGCACUAUCGAGUUUCUGGAACAGGAUGAGCGGCCGACAUUUAUUGUUGAUCUUACGACCGUAGCUUCCUCGAGUCCCAAGCAGUUUCCCAUCAUGUUUUCCAACGCUGCGUUGCGCGCGUCGCCUAUGGUCCUAGAUCUCUUGUCACCCGAGACGUCCGAUUCAGCUGUUAUUAAGGAGUUCGCCAGGUUCAAGGCAUGGGUUGUGAGCUAUAUCAAGGAUAAGCAGCCCACGGACAUUUUACUGCCCUCAACAACAUAUGGAAACGUUACAUGGACUUGUUGGACGCUUCGAAAGAGGUAUCGUGUCGUGAGCGGGUCGUGGCGUGCGACAGCCGACGCCAACAACUUGACGCAGCCGCACUGCCCAUCUCCAAUAACAGUUGACAAAACAUCCCGGGCCAGUACGCCAGAUCUGGACCCCGCCACGCCGCGCGAACCUAUUGGGGACGGUGAUGACUAUUUCGGCCCAACAGACGAUGCUAUGCAGCACUAUGACCUUGUAAUGGCAGAGUCGCCAGCUGAUAUUCACUCAGAAGCGGAUCCUGCCCGGCUGGGUCUUCACAUGGCUGAGACCACGGGUGAACCCGGACGAACGUCGUUUGACUGGACCAGGAUCGCGGUUCAUCCAGGGUUGGACGCACACUUUAUUUUUGCGCGGUCAAUUGACUGGGCUCGAACUCCACUGGGUCCCAUGGAACAUUGGCCUUCGGACCUUCGCGUUAUGUCUAACCUUAUCAUGGGCAGUCCUAACCCGGCCGCCAUGUACUGGGGCAAGGAGUACACGGCCAUCUAUAAUGAGGCUUAUACGCAGCUGGCAGGUCAGAAACACCCCGUGAUGAUGGGGGCAUCAUACAUUCACGUCUGGGCCGAGAUCUGGGACAACCUCAAGCCGGUCUUUGAGAACGCGUGGAACCGAGGCCAGGCAACCAUGAAAGAUGACGACCAGUUGUUCAUCAUUCGAAACGGGUUUUUGGAAGAGACAUAUUUCAACUGGUCAAUCAUUCCGCUGGUCGGCGGAGAUGGCAAUGUGGUCGCGCUCUACAACCCGGCAUGGGAGAAUACACGCCGCAAGGUCAAUGAGAGGAGGAUGCAGACGCUGGGGGUAAUCAACGAGAAGACAGCGCCGGCAAGGGAUAUCAAGAGCUUUUGGCAGUUGGCACUCAAGGGACUCGAGUUCAACGAGUUCGACAUACCGUUCGUCCUGAUGUACUCGACCUGUCCCGACGAGUCGGAAAGCGAGGUUUCGUCUCUGCACUCGGGAAGCUUGGCGAACCCACCCACCGUGGUGUUAGAAGGAUCCUUGGGAGUACCGGUAGGCCACCCAACCGCAGUGAAGUACCUAGAUCUGCGUACCAGUGAUGAUGGCUUUGCGCCGUAUAUGCGCGAGGCCAUGGGCUGUACCGACAGUCCUAUAGUAUUGAGCAAAGAAUCCGGGACAUUGCCGCACCAUCUGAUCAGCGGUUUCGAGCGACGAGGAUUUGGGGACCCUGCAAGGACCAUCGUUGUUUUCCCGGUUCACCCAACGCCAACAGGCGAAGCUGUUGCGGGCUUCAUCGUAAUGGGCACCAACCCGAGAAGACCGUACAAUGAGGACUUCGAACUGUUCAUCAAGCUUCUCUCCCGUGCGCUGGCCACGUCCAUGGCCUCGGUUGCGCUUUUCGAGGAAGAGAUUCGGAAGGGCCAGAAAGCGGCACGAAUAGCUGCUCUAGAUCGCCAAGAGCUCUCGUUACAGUUGCGGCUUCGCACUCAAGAGGCCGUGGAAAGCGAGUACAAGUUUAGCAGGAUGGCCGAAUUCGCACCCGUGGGCAUGUUCAUCACAAAUAACCAAGCCAAAAUUACCUACAGCAACGAUAUGUGGUGGCAGAUAUCACGGCAUCCACGGUCGCAUGACACGUUGGGCAGCUGGAUGCAGAGCGUGCGCGAUGAGGACCGCCCUGGGCUGGAGGCAGUCUGGUCCAAGCUUGUGACAGAAAAGGUGACUACCACGCAUGAAUUCCGGUUCAAGUCGAGCAGUCAGGCCGAGGGACAUCCAGUCGAUACAUGGGUCCUGCUGAGCGCUUUCCCCGAGAAGGAUGCCAAUGGUGACCUCAAACGCAUUUUCGGCUGCAUAACCGACAUAACCCAACAAAAGUGGGCUGAGACGUUCCAGCGACAACGCAGGGAGGAAGCGGUUGAGUUGAAGCGCCAGCAGGAGAACUUUAUCGACAUGACGAGCCACGAGAUGCGCAAUCCACUCAGCGCCAUCCUGCAGUGUUCCGACGAGAUCACCAGCGGACUAGCGCGGUUUUGCAGUGGCAACGAGACGUUGAAUACGGACUUGCAGCUCCUUAUGGAUGGUUGCCUAGAGGCGGCCAACACCAUCGCCCUCUGUGCUAGCCACCAAAAGCGGAUCGUCGAUGACAUCCUGACUUUUUCCAAACUCGAUUCACAGCUACUCCUUGUGACACCGGUCGACGCACAGCCUAUAACUGCUGUUCAAAAGGUCCUCAAGAUGUUUGAGUCGGAAAUCAGGAGCAGCCAAAUUCGUGUCGAAUUCCGGGUCGAAAAGUCGUACGAGGAGCUUGGUGUCGACUGGGUCAAGAUCGAUCCCUCGAGACUGCAGCAGAUCCUGAUAAAUCUCAUGACCAACGCCAUCAAGUUUACCAAUUCGCGUGACUCGCCGACCAUCAUCGUCAGCAUGGGUGCCAGCCGCAACAACGGGGACGGGAUGGCGCCGUCGUCUGGGCUGAACUACUUUCCGACUCGCUCGCCCGCGACUGAAAACAUCACUGACAAGCCCGAAUGGGGUAGUGGAGAGAAGGUCUACCUCCACUUCUCCGUCACCGACACCGGACCGGGCUUGGACGCCAAGGAGAAGAAGCUGCUGUUCCAUAGGUUCUCACAAACAUCUCCCCGGACACAUGUGCAGUACGGCGGGUCAGGGCUGGGUCUGUACAUCUCGAGGAUUCUAUCCGAGCUCCAGGGUGGGCAGAUCAGCGUGUCGAGCGAAAAGGGCGUUGGGAGCACGUUUGCAUUUUACAUUCAGGCCCGCAAAGUAGACCCUAGUGAUAUACCUCCCGAUGUGCUCGCAACAGCAGGCUCCUUCAAGAUCGACGCUGCAGCACCCAAGAACAAUGGCAGCAGCGUCAGCAAUACCGGCAUCGCCAAGCCGCCUUCGCUGUCUGCCCUAGAAGGCGCAUCCUACACCCUGGAAAAGACCACCAUCAGCCCUACAACGACGCCACCUGUGUCAACUUUGAACGGGGCUUCAUCACCGCAACGGCAACGAGAUGUCGUCAACGUAUCAUCAGUAACGACAACUCGGAGCCCGACACCGAGCGCGAGCCAGCACAGCCAUCGGCCCCUCGAUGUGCUCAUAGUCGAGGAUAAUCUUGUGAAUCAGCGUGUACUACAACGUCAGCUUGUCAGGUGCGGCAACAACACACUCGUGGCCAACCACGGACAGGAGGCGCUUGCCACCUUGCAGAGGUCACGAUUCUGGCGGCAUGGGGUUCUUGAAGAGCAGCAGCAUCAACUAGGUGUCGGUGGUACUGCAGAACAAUCACAGAAGCCCGGAACAUCCACGACCGAGGACCCAUCUUCGCCCGGUACAAGUAUGACAAGUACAUGUCAGCAGGAGUCCAACAUUAACAUUUCCGUCAUAUUAAUGGACCUUGAGAUGCCAGUCAUGGAUGGCAUGACGUGUGCGCGCCGGAUCCGGGAGUUGGAGGGCUUGGGGGUUAUUGCGCACCACAUACCAAUUAUCGCCGUGACGGCGUAUGCGAGACCCGAGCAGAUCGAAACCGCAAAGGCUGCCGGUAUUGAUAACCUCGGCGGUGGGGAGAUGUGCAAACAGAAGGGCACUUAUCUGUAUGUGAUCACUAACCGUGUAAAACAGGACGACGUCAUCUCGAAACCGUUCCGCAUACCCGAACUCAUACCCAAGAUAGAGGAACUAGUCUCAAAGUUCGACACGAACGCUGCUUUUGGUUCUGGUGCUAUGGACAUUUCACCCGCUGAGCCCAUGGUUACAUCGCCUACUGCUACUCCGCCUCCGCCGCCUCCUGCUGCGACGACUACUGUUGCAUGA